AUGGAUAUGCUGGAGCGAAGGAUGGUACUGCUGCGACCCUUCCCUGAGGCACUCUUGGAUUCGGAGACACUGCUGGAGAAACUUCAACGGGAGUUUACUGAUUUCCCUCAGCUUCAAAUACGGGAUAGAAUCCUCGAGUUCGCUCCCAUGGCUAAACGAGAAAUAUACCUGACCAAAUCCUUGGCAUGGCUUGAUAUCAACUGUGAAUCCUUGCAAGCCCUUCGAGCAUUGGCGGCAGUGGCUCUCCUUCAUCCAACACAACCUCUGCUCCAUGAAUGCACUGUGCAUCUGGAAUCAUGGUCCCAGUCACAAAGGGUCGCAGCUCGUCAGGAGCUCCAGAGGGUUUCUGAUUCGCUCGAUGAAAUGAUGGAAGAUGCCCGAAGAUUUGAUGAAGAGAAUGACCUCGAAAACUACUAUUAA
Messenger RNA from Seminavis robusta, 420 nucleotides. The record is from the annotation of a GenBank genome assembly. Lineage: Eukaryota; Bacillariophyta; Bacillariophyceae; Naviculales; Naviculaceae.